Coprinopsis cinerea okayama7#130 is the source of this 1806-nucleotide messenger RNA. RefSeq lists its product as hypothetical. Lineage: Eukaryota; Fungi; Basidiomycota; Agaricomycetes; Agaricales; Psathyrellaceae. Bases 1 to 1806 code for a protein of 601 amino acids. The transcript has a single exon. The record is from RefSeq and is a predicted model, not a curated record.
AUGGACUCACUGAGGCACCUAACCAAGUCCAACCUCCCUCCUCCCCCCGAAGUCGAGAAAUACCUCCUCGAGCGCCUCGCAUCCCUCGACGACAACCUCCACACCGUCAACGACGAACUUGCCUCCGCCCAACAAGUCGUUGAGGAUCUCGCUAGCCGCCAUUCCAAGUUACACGAGAAACGCAAGGCGUAUACGGCUAUUAUCUCGCCCCUCAGGAGGCUCCCCGACGACAUUCUUUCUGAGAUUAUUUGUUGUGCCGUUUGGAGCUCGCCCUCGCUGUUCCCGGACGCGGAGGAUGAUCGAAAUAUUGAUAGCAGGAAACCAGUGGAGCAUCCACUCGCCACUCCCUCUGCGACCGCCAUCCUCAACCCACAAGCGAGCUGGGUACAAGAAAAACAACUCGCAACCCUCACCCGUAUCUGCCGCGACUGGCGCCUCGUCGCCCUCCAUACGCCCCUCCUCUGGAGCACCCUCCACCUCCAAGUCUACAACAACGACCCCCCGCUCGACCACUUCGUCGACCACCUUCAGCGAUGGUUCGAUCGAGCAGCCGACGUUCCCUUGUCUCUCACUCUUCUCUUCUCCAAAGGAACCUUGGCGACGGCUGGGAGUGGGAGGGCGAGUGGGAGUACUGUGACUGGAAGUAUCACCCCAUGGGCAGGAACAACACAAUCUUCGAGCGUGGUUGGAACGCGUUUUGCCAGGUUUUUGUUCCAGAAUCGGAGGAGGUGGAGGGAAUUGAAGUUGAAUAUGCCCAGUCUUGGGGGAGUGAUGAGCGCGUUGGUGGGGGCGUCGUCGGUUGGAGGGACGGGGACGACGAACAGUCACAGUGGCAUCGGUGCUUCGUCAACCUGGAAGAUCCUGGAGAUCCUCAGCCUCUCCGGAUGGAUCGCAGAAGACGCUGACGGAGAUACCUUCGAGCGGCCCGGCCUUUCCACUGUCGAUGCCAGUAACUUGGACAAUGGACCACGAAAUUCAAUGCCUCGCCUGAAGUCUCUGACCCUCCACCUGCCUUACCGAAACAUCAAUCGAUGGAAUUGGAUUCCAUGGUGUCAGCUGACGAAACUCGACUUGAAGACUGCGGACACUUACGGAGACUACGUCGCCUUCCUGGAGCAAUGCUCUCAACUGAGAACGUGUCGCUUGCAUUUCAGUCCAUCCUGUGGCGCCAUGUUCUUCGAUCUUCCUUCACUCACAGAUUCUGCAGACACGACGAGCGAUUCUCUGUCACAGAGUUCCGAAGAACAGCAUCUGAUCUUCUUGCCUCACCUUGAGGAAUUGGAAUUAAAGUGCAUCACUUAUGUCAGACCUCUGUUCUCGAAGCUGGUGCUCCCUUCCCUUGGGCGAUUGUCAAUCUCCCAGGACCUGCGUCUGAAGCUCCCAACACCCGAAUUGGACGUCGGGAAAACACUCCUGGACUUUAUCGACCGCAGUUCCAACGCCCGUUCCAGCUGGGACACUUCCGACAGUCCCGACGAAUAUACAUCAUCCGCAUCGCCAUUCCCACCGACCCAACUCCCCCUCACAUACCUGAACCUCCACCUAACCCAAUCCUCCCCCACUCCCGACUCCUUCCCUCGAAUCUCCACGCACCAAUACAUCGAGAUGUUCGAAAAGCUUGAAACGCUCGAGGUACUUCGGGUUACUGACGGAGAAACGAACGCGGAGUUUUUGGAUUUGGUUCAGAGGAAGGGUUUGUUGCCUAAUUUGAAGACGAUUGCGGUGGAGGUUGGACAGGAGCAGAGUGUCAGGGAGAGGUUCGAGAGGUUUGUCAGGGCGAGGACGUUGGCGAGGACAGGGGAAUGA